Ipomoea triloba (trilobed morning glory) is the source of this 1026-nucleotide messenger RNA. RefSeq names its product receptor kinase-like protein Xa21. The transcript is spliced from 5 exons. The record is from RefSeq and is a predicted model, not a curated record. NCBI's taxonomy places the organism in Eukaryota, Viridiplantae, Streptophyta, Magnoliopsida, Solanales, Convolvulaceae. Gene Ontology annotation, molecular function: protein kinase activity; protein binding; ATP binding. Gene Ontology annotation, biological process: protein phosphorylation. The coding region runs from base 1 to 1026 and encodes 341 amino acids.
AUGCUAACGAAUAAGAUAAAUGGAAACAUUCCAACAAGCAUAGGAGAAUGCUCUUCGCUUAAAGUGAUGUAUAUGUCGAGGAAUCAACUAAAUGGGCCAUUACCAAGAGAGAUUGAGAAUUUGACAAUGCUAAAAAUACUCAAUCUUGGUGUGAAUGCCUUGUCGUCAGGUGAAAUACCUAAAGGAUUGGGCAACCUUGAUGAACUAGAGAAACUCCUAUUGAAUCAUAAUGAAUUAAGUGGUUCAAUUUCAUGGGAAAUCUUCAAUGUAUCAUGGCUUAGAGCACUAUCCCUCGCAUCAAAUCAUAACCUUCUAGCAAGAUUUUCAUACUAUGAACUCCAACGGGCAACGAAUGGAUUUGAUCAAAGCAACUCACUAGGUAGCGGAAGCUUUGGAUGUGUUUAUAAAGGGGUUUUAACAAAUGGGAUGCAUGUAGCUGUGAAGAGUGUGAAGAACAGAUCGGGCCAACCAGAUUCGCAUCAUGAAGUGUUGCGCCACAAUCGUCAUCGAAAUCUCACAAAGGUCCUUGGUAGUUGUUCCAAUCUGGAUUUUGAAGCAUUGGUGUUAGAGUACAUGUCUAAUGGAAGUCUACACAAGUGGUUAUAUUCUCACAAUUAUUUCCUAGAUAUGAUACAACGAGUGAGUAUAGUGAUAGAUGUGGCGUCUGCAUUAGAAUAUUUCCACUUUGAUUACUCUGAGCCUAUUAUUCAUUGUGACUUGAAACCCAACAAUGUUUUAAUAGAUGUUGACAUAGUGGGACAUUUGAGUGAUUACUCUGAGCCUAUUAUUCAUUGUGACUUGAAACCCAGCAAUGUUUUAAUAGAUGUUGACAUAGUAGUGGGACAUUUGAGUGACUUUGGUGCUGCAAAGCUUUUAGGAGAUGAGAACUCCAUCGCCAUUACGAACACCCUAACAACAAUUGGUUACAUUGCUCCAGCAAAAUCCCCUCAUGAUCGGAUAACCAUCAAAGAUGCCUUACCAGCACUGCAAAAGAUCAAAGUUCAACUUCUUUCUUUGUUUGCUUGA